GGCCAGCAUAAACUAUAAGAAGGAAAGAAGCUUGCUGAAGCAUCUUAGUACCUGUAACUGCCGCGCCUGCCAGGCGACCUCAGCCCACCUAAUGAAAUUCCUUCGUUCAUGCUUUGGAUUAGAAGCUCCAGGAGAGGCUUAUAAAGCUAGUGACGACACGCCUAAUGAGCAAGGUGCUGCUACUGUGGCAGCGCCUUCGGAAUGUCAGUCUCAUGAGUCAGCUCAGCCGCAAAACCCCACAACUGUUAGAGCAACAGCCAAGGCUAUUGCAAACAGUCUUUUAGCAACGAAUGUCCUGUCAGCUGCAUCCAAUGCCUGCCUUCAUGCAUCUCGCGUCAGUAUUGAGACCGGAAACGUCGCACUCUGUGACGCGCGUAAUAUUCUGGAGGGCCUACGCCUUACAUCACGAAAACUUGGGCGCGGAACAUACGGUGUCGUCGUUCCAGGACACUACCGAGGCGUGUCAUGCGCGGUCAAGGUAAUGCUUUCGGAAGGCCUGAGCCGGGCAGCGCUGUUGGAGUUGAUCCUGGCACCUAGCUUGGUGCACCCAAACGUCGUCUCGGCCUUCACAAGCCGUUGCGCCACGUUAACGGAUGGUUUCUUCGACUUCAUCGAGGGCGAACGGCAGGAGCAGUCAAGCGACCCCGGCCACCCCCGGUCAUUAGGACCCGUUCCCAUCGUCUCAGAUGAGGGCUUUGGAGACCCCGCUGGUGCGGACGAUGGCGGACUGGAUCCCCAUCUGGUACUGCACCAGAUCCUUUACGAGCUGCAGGCCAAGGUGGGGCAGAUGGUGGUGGUGGUGGUGCAGGAGUUCUGCGACAAGUCCACCCUGCGAGACGCGCUGGAGCGGGGGCUCUUCAAGCCGGGGUCGUCCUGGUCGGAGCGGCUGGCGAUGCGGGCGCUGCUGCGGACCGCUGCGGAGGUGGCGCGGGGGCUGCUGCACCUGCACGACGCGGGGGUGGUACAUGGCGAUCUCAAGCCCGCCAAUCUGCUCCUCAGCAGCUCCGUCAAAGACCGCCGGGGCUUCACCGCCAAGGUUGCCGACUUUGGUUUGUCGCACGUGCUGCCGCCAACCGCCAACAGCAUCCUCACCGACACGUGGGGCUCUGUGGCGUACAUGGCACCGGAGGCGUUUUCCGGCAAGGUUAGUCGCGCCGCGGACGUGUGGUCGUUCGGCGUGUGCCUGUGGCAGAUGCUGACCGGCCAGCGGCCCCACGCAGGCAUGCAGCAGGCUGCCGUCAUCCUGGGUGUUUCCGAGGGCACCCUGCAGCUGCCCUGGCCUCCCGCCACCUCCCUGACUUCCGGCCUCGUCUCGCUGGGUCGCCGCUGCCUCAGCCACGUCCCCUCCGCCCGGCCCUCCCUGCUUGCGGUGCUGGAGGAGCUGGUGAGGGUGGAGCAGGGCAUUCGGGAGGAGGCGCUGAUGCAGGGGACGACGACGCAGCAGCAGCAGCAAUAGCCCCUGCCGCCGA
This is a messenger RNA of Astrephomene gubernaculifera, 1469 nucleotides long. The record is from the annotation of a GenBank genome assembly. NCBI's taxonomy places the organism in Eukaryota, Viridiplantae, Chlorophyta, Chlorophyceae, Chlamydomonadales, Astrephomenaceae.